GAUAGAUGCAGUUUUUUAACUAACAUUGGUUCCGCGCCUUUUUUUCAGCUGGUAUUUGAUAAAUUCUCUUUUCAAAUAGUGUAAUAACAAACUCCUGAAAAUUUACCACUGAGGUUACUCUCCAAAUUGGAUAGAUUAUAUUUUUGGAUGAUGGGGAGAAGAUCUGCAGUCACUUGUUCCUACCGUGAUAAUUAGGUUCAUUUUUUAGUGUAGAAAAUAGUAAGAAGUGCCUCAGAGUGGAAUUAUGUGGAAGGGACUUGCCACGACUGAAUUGUAUGAAGAAUUUCUGAGAAAUGGCCUGUGUGCCGAACACAGCAAAGAAUUCAUAUUGGCAUCAAAAAAUGCAGAUGUUGUGGAACUCAGAACUGAACUGCAAAGAAAGGCUCUAUUAUUCAUACGUUUGCGAAUGUUUGAUCCAAUUGUGUUCAAAAGGCCUUGUGUAUCUUCGAAGUUAAUGGAUUUACUAUCUAGAGAAGAAGAUGUACCAAAGAGGGAAAAUGGAAAUUUGGAUGACUUUAUUGAAAAAUUCACUCUGUUUGAUUCUGUUCUUGUCUUCAUCAUUUGCUAUUUUUCCCGAAUUUGCUGCAUAGGGGCUCUAUUUCUUAGAAAAACUAAACUAGAAGUGAACCCUGAUGUUCCACUGAUUGGAAUCCUUCAAAAUGUUUUAGAAAAGAAGCAUCUACUUGAAAGUGAAAUUAAUGUUUUGUUUCCUCUCUUGCAAAAAAACUUUAGUGAUCUUGAUCCAGACCAAAUACGACUUACCUAUGUGGCUACCUUGCUUUUCAUAAGAAGUUACAUCAGGCGAAAAACAUUAAAAUUUGUUACAGACCAGUUAGCAGCAGAAUUAAAAAUGAGCACAGAAUGUCAAGAGCUUAAUCUCAUGGGCAAUGAAGCUUAUAAAAAAGAACAAUAUAAAGCUGCCAUUGAGUUGUAUGAUUCAGCUCUUUCUAAAAACCCAUACUCCUACAUGAUUUUGAGCAACCGUGCUCAAGCAUACAAAAAAUUGGGAAAAUACAAGGAAGCUCAGUUGGACUGUUAUAUAGCUGUAGCCAUCAAUCCUACCUGGUGUUUGGGCUACUGUAAGUUAUCAAGUUCUCUUUAUUGUCAGCAGUUGUAUGACCAAGCCUUUUAUGUUGCUGAGUACGGUUUAUCAAAAUGUAAAAACAACCAAUCUAAAGACUAUGAGACUUUAGAGUCUCUCAAAUUAGAAGCUAGCUUUAAAAAAUCACCUACAAAAACUAUUAAAGAAAAUACUAGCAAAUCAAUGCUUUCAAAGAAAAAUAUCUCAGAUAAGACUUCUUCUAAUGAGAAAGAAAUCAAGAAAGAGAAAGAUUCACCUGAACAUUUGGAGAAUGCACAAAAUCACUCUUCCUCUAUUCAAAAAGAAUUACAAAAGGAGACUAAAAUAUCUGAGAAAAAUGUGCCUGAUAAAACUUCUCCUGGUGAAAAAGAAAUCAAGAAAGAAAAAGAUACACCUGAGCAUUUGAAAAAUAUCCCAGAUAAGACUUCUUCUAAUGAGAAAGAAAUCAAGAAAGAAAAAGAUUCACCUGAACAUUUGGAGAAUGCACAAAACCUCUCUGCCUCUUCUCAAAAAGAAUUACAAAAGGAGACUGAAAUAUCUGAAAAUAUGCAUCAUGGUGUUUCUGAAGAAAAGGAGUGCAGAGAGGAAGCAACUACUGAGAAAGCGAAGAUAGGAAAUAGUUCUUCUACACCCAAAAAAGCUGAUGAAUUUCAAAAGAUCCCAAAUGAAAAUGUGAGGAUAGGAAUUGAUUCUUCUGUACUCAAAAAAGCUGAUGAAUUUCAAGAGAUUCCGGAUGAAAAUGUAGAGCAAGAAAAAGAUCCUCCCUCUUCUGAAAUUAACCAUGGGGAAACACGUGAAAAAACUGAAUCUGCCAAUGAAGAAAAGAAAGCUGUCAAUCCUUCAGAGGAGAACUUAACUCAACUUUCUCCACAAAAAGAUGUUCCUCCUUUAUUAGAAGCCCCAGAAAGUGAUGACAGCUAUUCUGAGGCAGCCCCUCCUCUAAUGGAAGCACCAGAAAGUGAUAAUAGUGAUUCUGAGGCUGCCCCUCCUUUAAUGGAGGCACCAGAAAGUGAGGAUAGUAAUUCUGAGGAGGUUCCUCCAUUAUUAGAAGCACCUUCAGAAAGUGAUGACAGCUAUUAUGAGGAUGAAGCUGAAUUUGAAUCUCCUCCAAAUGAAAUAAUUCAAGAAGAAACCGCAUUAGAAUGUAAUGCAGGUCGGCAAGGACAUGAAAGUAAUUUGGAACAAAAUAUAGAGAAGGCCGCCCCUCCUUUAAUGGAAGCACCAGAAAGUGAGGAUAGUGACCCUGAGUUGGAACCAGAUACUGUUUCAAAAGCUUCAGGAGUUACUUCUCAAAGUCCUUCUGAAAUUCAAGACAAAUCUUGUGGAACUUCAGAUGAACUUUUCCAAGAAAUACCUGCAUAUAUGAGGACUGUUGUGAACCUAUACCCUCCGUUCCCCACCUCUUUCUUUCCCGAGGAAGAUUCUGGAGGUUCUACUGCAUAA
Messenger RNA from Uloborus diversus, 2524 nucleotides. RefSeq lists its product as uncharacterized. Bases 245 to 2524 code for a protein of 759 amino acids. The transcript has 31 exons. Gene Ontology annotation, molecular function: Hsp90 protein binding. The record is from RefSeq and is a predicted model, not a curated record. Lineage: Eukaryota; Metazoa; Arthropoda; Arachnida; Araneae; Uloboridae.